Molecule: messenger RNA, 699 nt
Organism: Pyricularia pennisetigena
Lineage: Eukaryota; Fungi; Ascomycota; Sordariomycetes; Magnaporthales; Pyriculariaceae
Exons: 4
Coding region: 1-699 (232 amino acids)
Molecular function (GO): metalloendopeptidase activity
Source: RefSeq, a predicted model, not a curated record
AUGUUUGAUAUUGCUUAUCAGCCAGCUAAAAUCCCCCAAGUUCCGAUUGAGCCGUCAAAUAUGUUACAAAGUUAUCAUCCAACUCUCUUUAAACGAGCCAUGAUUGAUAACACUUGUACAGAUGAACAGAGAGCUGUUAUAGCGCGAGCAGCUGCUAACUGCCGUACCCUUGCUCAGUUCGGAGCAUCCGCUGCGAAAACUGACAAAGAAAGAGUACUCAAAUACUUCAAAACCAGCAAUCCUAGGAGUAUAAGUACUAUUGUCAAGACCUACGAGAAUGCCUACCGUGAAUGCGAUAUUUCCCGCGGCGAGAACAUUAUAACUUGUCAUGAUGGUAUUCAUGGUUGCGACGACGAAAUUAGCGACUAUCGAGUCUCUUAUACAAUCGCUCAUACACACGCAAACCAGAACAAAAUCACGAUAUGCCCGUUUUUCUUUCAAUUGCCAGCCACUGCCUCAAUCUACAAGGAAAGAUCGCAGGCCAAUGCUUUGCUACACGAGGUUACACACUUGAGAAGCGUGAAAGGAACCGAGGACUAUUCAAGCCGGGGACAUCGAGACAUAAUGGAACUUACAGAGAGCCAAAACUUAAACCACGCCGAUACUUACGCUUACUUUGUCGAAGCUGCCAGACUAAAAAGUCCAAUCGUUGAUGUCGAUGAUCCUAAAGAUCCUGAAGAUCCAAUGUCAUGUACAUAG